AUGCCAUCUGGAACUCUCUACCUUUCUCCGAAUGCAACAAGUCCAGAUGAAGUGAAGAUGUCUUUUCUCAGAAGCAGUCUUUUGGAGAUGGCACUUCCUCUAUCAACACAAACUACAGAUAUUCCUCAGAUCAGUAGUCUUCUUCAACUAGUAUAUCUAUCCUACAAGUCGAAGAACACACAACCUCCAUAUCAACCAAUAUCCAUUCACGUCUUCGCUGCACACAUGGGAGGUGCUCCUAGAAGAAUCCGAGUGCAGAGUAGUAUCACAACACAAGGUCAGGAAGCUGCAGCUCAUUGUGUUGCUGUUCAAACCAUUUGA
This is a messenger RNA of Prunus armeniaca (apricot), 321 nucleotides long. The record is from the annotation of a GenBank genome assembly. NCBI's taxonomy places the organism in Eukaryota, Viridiplantae, Streptophyta, Magnoliopsida, Rosales, Rosaceae.